This is a messenger RNA of Paramecium sonneborni, 487 nucleotides long. Lineage: Eukaryota; Ciliophora; Oligohymenophorea; Peniculida; Parameciidae. The record is from the annotation of a GenBank genome assembly.
AUGAUUGAUAUACACUCUCUUAAAAUUGAUUUUAUUAAUUUAAAAUCAAUUUCUCUAAGCUAUCAAAAGAUUAUGGGGUGUUGUUAAGAUAGACCUAAUAUUACUCUCAAAGCCAAUGAACUGAGACCCUUGAUUAAAGCUCCCUCUCUUAUUCUUACUCAAAGAGCUCAAGUUAUGGAGCCUAUGAGAAUCUCCAUUAUUGGAGACGUUGAUAAAAUGGAUUUUAUGGAUGAAUUCCCAUAACCUAUACCUUCAAUCACUUAAAUUGAUUCUAAAUUCCCAACUAAAUAAAUAUCAUCUCGUGAAUUAAGGGAAACUAAGGAAUUGGUAUUUGAUUUAUUUACUAUCGUUUUAGAAAUUUACAUAAAUUUCAGAAACCAUUAUAAUUGAUAUGAGAUCAGGUACACAUCUCUAAAGUCCACUCAAACCAGUAUUAGAGAGAAAUUCCAGCAAAAACUUAAAUUAAAAAUUCAUAGACAUGCUUUGA